Messenger RNA from Glarea lozoyensis ATCC 20868, 879 nucleotides. Its product is annotated as S-adenosyl-L-methionine-dependent methyltransferase. The coding region runs from base 1 to 879 and encodes 292 amino acids. Gene Ontology annotation, cellular component: cytosol. The transcript is spliced from 4 exons. Gene Ontology annotation, molecular function: spermidine synthase activity. Gene Ontology annotation, biological process: spermidine biosynthetic process. The record is from RefSeq and is a predicted model, not a curated record. Lineage: Eukaryota; Fungi; Ascomycota; Leotiomycetes; Helotiales; Helotiaceae.
AUGUCAGACAUCACCCACCCAACAAUCAAGGAUGGCUGGUUCCGUGAGAUCUCUGAGAUGUGGCCGGGCCAGGCCAUGACUCUCAAGGUCAAGAACAUCAUCCACCACGAGAAAUCCAAAUACCAAGAUGUCCUCAUCUUUGAGUCCACCGACUAUGGAACCGUGUUGGUUUUGGACAACGUGAUACAAUGCACCGAGCGCGACGAGUUUGCCUACCAAGAAAUGAUUACCCAUUUGGCUAUGAACUCGCACCCAGACCCAAAGAAAGUCCUUGUCAUUGGAGGAGGCGACGGAGGUGUGUUGCGUGAAGUCAUUAAGCAUGACUGUGUCGAGGAGGCCAUCCUGUGCGACAUCGAUGAGGCUGUUAUUCGAUUGUCCAAGAAGUACCUCCCAGGAAUGGCUGUGGGCUUCCAACACCCAAAAGUGAAGGUCCACGUUGGAGAUGGAUUUAAGUUUUUGGAUGACUACAAAAAUGAGUUCGAUGUCAUUAUCACCGACUCAUCGGACCCAGAAGGCCCGGCAGAGUCUCUCUUCCAAAAGCCCUACUUCGAGCUCCUAUUCGGCGCACUCAAGGAAGGUGGCGUGAUUACCACACAAGGUUCUGAGAAUCAAUGGCUUCACUUGCCACUGAUCACCAAGUUGAAGAAGGACUGCAAGGAAGUAUUCCCAACGGUCGAGUAUGCUUACACUACCAUUCCGACCUACCCAUCUGGCCAAAUUGGCUUCAUGGUCUGCUGCAAAGACGCCAACCGUGAUGUUACGAAGCCAUUAAGAAGCUGGACCGCAGAGGAAGAAGAGAAGGUCAACCGCUAUUACAAUGCCGAUAUUCACAAAGCUUCCUUCAUUCUCCCAACCUUCGCUCGUAAUGCGUUGAGAUGA